Molecule: messenger RNA, 403 nt
Organism: Linum tenue
Lineage: Eukaryota; Viridiplantae; Streptophyta; Magnoliopsida; Malpighiales; Linaceae
Source: the annotation of a GenBank genome assembly
UUUUUUUGGGGUUUUUUUUUUUGUGGGUUUAGUGAAUUGUAGAGGAAAAAGUGAAGCUUACAUACUUGGAAGGGUUUUUAUAGAAGUUGAGCUGAGGCAGAGGAAGGACGGGAGCCAGAGUGGAACACAAAAUUAGAUCAAUGGACUGAAAUUGAUGGAUGAUGAGGGAGAGAAGAGAACAGGAUUCGCAUCUAUCUCACAGAGCUGAAGAGACGGAAACAGGAGAGAAAGAAAGAACAAGUUGCAGGCUGUGGAUUCGAAUGCAGGUGGGUUGUACCAAUUGUGGAAUGCGUUUACAGGGGAGAAAUGAUGCAGAGGUUUUUCAGGGCAGGGGCAGGGAAGGAAGGUUGCAGAGGAGAGGGGAAAUUGAGGUAUUAGAAAAACGCAAAUCGAUAUAGGGAUG